UUUUUGUAGAAUGAUGAACGGGUUAAAGGUUUAGCCAUCGUAGGUCAUGCCUAUAUUCCCAUCCAAGCUUUAACUUUAUCAACAUAAAUAUUAUUUCGUAAGAACUCGAUUAUCACUAGCAUCGCGUAGUUAUUAAUAAUAGUUAAGUUCUCGUCUCUUAUAUAUCGUGUAAAGCUAAUAAACGAUGACAAUUCUUCUAAAUUAAAACCAAACAAUUGAAAAUGUAGUCCUACUACUCCCUUUUAAUUAAUUAUUCAGUGCAAUAGUGAUUUAAUUUACAACAAUACAUGAGCUGUUUAGUGUUCCUUUCAUCUGUUAAAAGAUCAUCUACGACUUUUUUGACAUGGCUUUGAAAGUUUCAAUUGACCAUUUUUCUAGAAAGGGACCACAAAUUUCAGGAAAGGAGUCAAACGUCAAAGGUAGUAGAUAACCAAAAAGAGAAGUAAAUCUUAGAAGUUUUGUCUAUUCAGGUAUUCAUAGGCCAUAGUCCAUAUGACAUGCCUUGUAUUGCCUUCUUUUUUUACUAUGUGCAACAAUUAUGUUUGUAUCUUUGAAGUUGUUUUUUGACUUCAUUCUUUCACUUUGGUUAACUUAAGCUCAGUCUGUCGGUAAGAGUUCUUAUUGAGAGGAUAGAAUACUUUCGUCUUUUAUUGUGUUGAGAAAGAAGUGCAGGUAACAAGCAGGUAAACUGUCUCGUACUUUGUCCACUACUUGUGUGUACAUGAGAAAUUUUAUCACAAACUUCAUUCACUCACCUCCUAGAAAAGAACACCAAAAGUUUCAUUAUGAUAUUACAUAUCCUCCUAUCAGCAGACAUAAGUUUUACACGCAUUUGAAUCUAAGAUUGAUUUUGCAGAAGGUGACAUCAAACUUAAAGUCAUCGGAUAUGAUAUGCUGUGUGGAAUGGCAGGUGACUACAAAUUCACAGAAACGGUACACCAGCAUAUAGAUCGUGAGGUGUGGGGUAAGAUCAAUGCUAAUCAGAGCAGACCAUCAGUUAGGAAAUGUGCUCAUAUGUUGAAGAGUUUUUAUUCUGAUAUGUUGGCGGAGGGAAAUGAGUUCGAUCAGAUGUGGCUAAAGAUUCAGGGGAAAAAACGUCAUGCUUUUCUGACAUUGGCAGGGUACGAAGACAUAGGUGGAGAUAAACUAAUCCCUCAUUUGUGGUCUGCUACGAAGUUAGGGGCUAUAAGAGAAUCUAAGUGCUGUUAUAGUGGAUCUGGUGGUUCAUAUGCCGAAGUCUUUUUGAAAGAAAAUAUCGGAAAAUGUAAUUCAGUUGAUAACACAAUCGUUAUCAUGCAAAAGGCGUACCUCAAAGCGGCUAGAUAUGACUGUAAAACCGGAGGAAACUUUACGAUUUUUGUGAUUACACCUGAAGAAGACCUUGAAGCUUUGAGGAGGACACCUCUAGACCAAAGAAUGACGGGAAACAUCGAUGAGCGGGUAGCAACUUUAAGUGAAUUGAAAGAACUCUACGAAGAUGAUUUCAAUGAUCGCUCCAUGGAACAAACAUAUGCUGCUGAUAUUUGGGGAAAGAGAAGGAGAGUCUAGGAGAAGCCCUAUUUGAGUAUAGCAGCUGCUUUCAUUUAUGUGAUAACCUCUGACGAGAAGAAGCUACAUCCAGGUUUUGGCAGAACCCUAUUUCCUUCUGCGACGGAUAGAUAUGUUUUAAAGGCCUUUCUUUCUGUCAUUGAUUAGUGAGGUGUGUGGAUAAUGGCUGUGACAGAAGUUGCUUCAGAAACCAUUAGGAUUUCAUAUUCGGAUCUUGAUCCUUGCCUGACUAGGUUAUUACUAAUCUCGUAUGUGGAAGAGGUAUGCUGGAGAACUCUUAUGAGUUGAUCAGUCUCUUCAUUUCUGUAUAUAUUCUUAACAUAUCAAUGGCUAAUGCUUUAUUUUAUUUCUUAGAA
This is a messenger RNA of Papaver somniferum (opium poppy), 1904 nucleotides long. RefSeq lists its product as uncharacterized. The transcript is spliced from 3 exons. Bases 892 to 1548 code for a protein of 218 amino acids. Lineage: Eukaryota; Viridiplantae; Streptophyta; Magnoliopsida; Ranunculales; Papaveraceae. Gene Ontology annotation, cellular component: proteasome core complex. The record is from RefSeq and is a predicted model, not a curated record.